CAGAUGAUAGUGAAUAAGCCCACAGGUUCCGUUAGGUGGCGAUAUUUAUCGGGUUUACAGGUUUACUCACUAUCAACACAAGAAGAAGAUGCAGGAUGACGGCUCCUGACAGCUAUGACGGUGUUACUUCAUGUGGUUGUAAAGGAAUUAGGCGAUGUCUCAUUUGUGAAAAAUUUAAGAGUAAAGGAGAGCUGGAGGCGAGUAGACCUAAGGUUGUGCAUCAUUUCUGCUACGAUCCUGAGACGAGGCUUGCCAUUUGCAGAAAUGCCAAGGCUUUAUCCUUUCCCUUUCCUGGCGUCUUCCUGUGGGAGAAUUUCAUAUCAGAAGAUGAAGAGAAGGAGCUGAUAAGCACGAUGGACCAGGAUGUGUGGAUUCAGUCCCAGUCUGGUCGAAGGAAACAGGACUUUGGUCCAAAAGUGAACUUCAAGAAAAAGAAAGUACGUGUGGGCAGAUUCAGUGGACUCCCUGUUUUAAGCCAAAAACUUGUGCUCCGCAUGCAGCAAGAGCCGAGUCUAGCAGACUUCAAACCAGUGGAGCAGUGCAAUCUGGAUUACCAUCCUGAGCGAGGUUCUGCCAUUGAUCCACACUUGGAUGACUUAUGGCUGUGGGGGGAGCGCCUGGUCACCAUCAACAUGUUAUCAAACACAACACUCACUAUGUCCCUUGAACAGGGUCUGCCAGAGUUGGGACUAACAGAGGAAGUCCAGGUAGCUGUGUGUCUUCCUCGUAGAUGUUUAGUUGUGUUAUAUGGUGAAGCACGGCAUAGAUGGAAACAUGCCAUUCAUAGGGAUAAUGUUCUUGAGCGCAGAGUUUGCAGCACUUACAGAGAGCUGUCUGCAGAAUUUCUACCUGGAGGGCAGCAGACCGAGCUGGGAGCUCUGCUGUUGAACAUUGCUUUGAGCUUUCAAGGAACUUCAGUAUAAAAUAAUUUGAUGAUACAGAGGAAGACUGGACCACCAGAGUUGGAAAUCUUGACUAUUUGACUCUCGUAAAGUGUCUCAUUUCAGGGAAUGCCUCCUUCAACAGAGUGAAGAUGUCACUCUCAGAGAUGUCACGCCAGAGACUCGAUGAACGUUCUGCACUUUGAAUUGUUAAACAUGAAAUAGUACUGAAGAGAACUCUGGUCCAAGAUUAGGUGAAAAUCCAGAUGUUUUUAGAGGUAGUAUAAUCUGCAGACUGCAGUUUUUUGUUUUUAUUUUUGCCUUUUAAUAAAAAAGUACUUUCAGCCAUGCACACUUUACAUCAUCACCUUAUUUGUUUAGAAUGUGGAUUUUCCUGCAGUUGUGACUGUAACUUUGGUGUGAUCUUUUAGUUAGUAUUUUUAGAAUUUUGGUACAUAAAUUUAUUAGAAUUCACAUUCACCUUGACUAUUUACUACAUUAAAAUGAGGUUUACAUGUGAAUGCAUCAGUACUAAUCAGAAUCAGGACAUAUGUUUACUUUUGAUACUAUCUUACUAAUGGUAUGUCUGUAGUUAAUAUGUCUAUUUUACAUUGUAGUAUUGCUCUUUCUGGUUUACUUUAGUUAAAUAUCGAAAUUCUUCUUCCACCAGUGUACAGACACUUAUUUUUCCAACGAGUCUCUCUUCCAGACCAAUGGAAGAUGUGUGAUCCGUUAUAGCUCAUACUGUACUUGGUGGAGUAUUUUGAAAAGUAAUAAGAUUAUAUAAAACAAAACGUAAACUUCAGCCUUUGGGGUAUU
Monopterus albus (swamp eel) is the source of this 1700-nucleotide messenger RNA. It is a transcript of the gene alkbh4, whose product is annotated as alkB homolog 4, lysine demthylase. The record is from RefSeq and is a predicted model, not a curated record. NCBI's taxonomy places the organism in Eukaryota, Metazoa, Chordata, Actinopteri, Synbranchiformes, Synbranchidae. The transcript is spliced from 3 exons. The coding region runs from base 96 to 923 and encodes 275 amino acids. Gene Ontology annotation, molecular function: oxidoreductase activity; demethylase activity; actin binding. Gene Ontology annotation, cellular component: midbody; contractile ring. Gene Ontology annotation, biological process: actomyosin structure organization; protein demethylation.